AUGAUCGUUAAUUUUUGUUCAUUGAAUAAUUUAAAACAUUUAUGUAUUAGUACAAAACAAUCUUAUAUUAUAGAAAGUAAUGAAUAUUUUCCAUUUGAACAAAUUCAACUCUUUAUUGAUCAAUGUUGUCCAAGACAAACAAUACUUAAAACAGUUAUUCUAAAAUUCGAUUGUAUUAAUUUUUCACAAACUAUGUGGUCAACAAUUGUUCGAUAUAAAACUAUAUUUGAUCAUUUUCAUUUCUAUGCUACAUUCAGAUUGGAAGAUAAAUUAUGGAAAAAUACAAUUAUUUCUUCUCUUGUCAAUCAAUUUGAUUUUUAUAUCGAAGAUGGUGAUCCAUUACAUGCACAGAUUCGUUUUAUACAUGUUUACUCUUUACCGUUUAUCUUCAAUAAACUUCAUGGAUUUAUUUCUUGUGAAGAACUCAGUACUCGUUCGUCAUUUUCAUCAGUUCGUCAUUUAUAUAUCAUACAAACUCGUCUAGCUCGACGCAUCUCAUUUGCAUCAUUGAUAAAUCGAAUGCCUCGUCUAAUGUCGAUUGAUUGUAAUCUUUUCUUUGCUCAUAGUCAUAGAAUGGACAUACCAGAAGUACUUGUAAAUCGAGAUAAUUUCAUUUAUAUUCGUAUUUUUCGUUACGUAUCACAUUGUAUGUAUCGAGAAUGUGAUUGUCAUGAUCUUCUUCCUCAAUUUCUCCAUCUAAUGCCACAUUUACAAGAUCUUACGACGUCGGAAGAAAAUUUUAUCGAUGGUCAACAUUCAUUUCCAACUAUUAAACGACUUGAUUUACGACAGUCUCGAUUCGAAUUAUUCGACAAUUUAAUACGAUAUAUACCACAUUUAUCAAAGAUUUUUCUUGGUGUCAUACCAUCCAAUUCACGAAAUUUGUUUUAUCUUCUCAAAUCUCUAUUUAUUCAAAUGUCUUCACUAGAACUUGUCUCGUUUAACAACAAUGUUCAAUGUAAUGUUAAAGUGAAAUCAUACAAAUCGGCUCAACAAGUUUUAGUUCUAACAAAACGCAUGAAUAAUCGACUUCGGUAUUUAAAAUUAGAUUAUACGUGUGGAAUAGUAGCCUUUUAUUUACAAAAUUUGUAA
Molecule: messenger RNA, 1092 nt
Organism: Adineta ricciae
Lineage: Eukaryota; Metazoa; Rotifera; Eurotatoria; Adinetida; Adinetidae
Source: the annotation of a GenBank genome assembly